CAGUCUGAGGAAGAAGUUCCCUUCAACCUCGAUAACCUCCGCAAACACUUGGCUCAGGUUACCCUUGCACGACGCGUCCUCCCAGAAGACCUCGCUUCCCGACAGAAACUGCUAGAAGAAUCAGUUUACGACGUUGCAGUAGAGCGCCUCCGUCACGAAGCCAAACUUUUUGACGAGCUAGGUUUAGGCAACCGCGAACUU
Molecule: messenger RNA, 201 nt
Organism: Suillus fuscotomentosus
Lineage: Eukaryota; Fungi; Basidiomycota; Agaricomycetes; Boletales; Suillaceae
Exons: 1
Source: RefSeq, a predicted model, not a curated record